Messenger RNA from Nematostella vectensis (starlet sea anemone), 1995 nucleotides. Its product is annotated as protein BANP. Bases 210 to 1727 code for a protein of 505 amino acids. The transcript is spliced from 9 exons. The record is from RefSeq and is a predicted model, not a curated record. Lineage: Eukaryota; Metazoa; Cnidaria; Anthozoa; Actiniaria; Edwardsiidae. Gene Ontology annotation, molecular function: DNA binding. Gene Ontology annotation, biological process: protein localization to nucleus; negative regulation of protein catabolic process.
GAAAAUGGGAAAUAAAUUUAUCCAGGCUAAGACAGGAGAAAAUAAAAAUAAAAGAUAGAAUAUGGCUAUUCAUCUACGACAAUAUUCCGAACUUUAUCCGAAUAUUCUCCGGAGAUUGUUCCGCGUCGCCAUCGUGUCUACAUCGUUUUAGGCAACGUUUUGCGGUUCAUUCGGGAAACGUGAUCGUUCGUGACGGGACCGUUCGUCUAAUGGAGCCUUGGCAAUACAGCGCUCUCAACGCCAAAUUCGCAUCGUUACAGCAACAGCUAACCAGAAAGCCACCACCACAAAGUUUUAGCCAAGGUGCUAUCAAUAAUUGUGAGAGAGUUCAAGGAACACCCUUUGUCUCAAUGGAUUCAUCACAGGUUCGCACUGGAAUCAAGAGAAAAGCUGAAGAUGUCUGCCCAAAUGAACUGUCUAUCACCAAGAACCGGUCUGUCCUUCAGCUAGAUGUGUACACACAGACAGAUGAAUCAUUGCUCCUAUCACAUCACUUAUCCAAGAACUUGCAAAGCAAAAUUCGAGAUGUGAUGGAGGAGGGAGGGGAGGUUGCUUCAAAGCCUUUCCUUUACACUCUUUUAAUACAUCUUGAGGUUCCUUGCACUUUCGAGACAUCAGCUGGUCGACAAUUCCAGAUGACCCAGAAGAAACUCGAGGAGAUUGAAAAAGUGCUACAUGCCUUAGGGAACAAGGUUGAUAUGAUACUAUCUUCGAGUCACAAAGAGAACGACGUCAAAGUUGAGCGAAUGAUUGAUGCUAAUUCGCCCUCUCCCGCAAGUUCACCGGAAACGCCUGCCACACCCUGUGAAUUGUACCCAUCCACGGCCAACGCUUUCUCUGUCACGCCCAAUAUAUCGUCACUGUCACAGAAGGGGACAAAUGGUUGGUCUGGUGGAAUGCCACAAUCAACCGGCAACGCCGCGCAACAGCUGCUAGACAUCAGUGUGCUUGACGUAGGACCCAACACCACCUUUCCUUUGAUCAUCGCAUCCGAAGACAAGUGCAGCUCAACGGAGGCCACCGUACAGGACCUGGCUAAUGGGAACGUCACGCUAGACGGCAUUGGGCCUGUCUCGCUCAUCCGGGGAUGUUGGCUUGGUGACCGCGCCGACCCGCGGUCCCGCGUGUGGUAUAGUGGUGAGCCCAAGACUAUCAUGCAGGCGGAGAGUGCUGGAGGUAACCCUGUCAAGCUCGCGCUCAACCUCAUGGACGCACUCUUCACGCGCGAGGAGAUGGCAGCUUCUAACGUGUCCGGCGCGCGAGGACACGAAGUUCUCGAUCCGGUCAAGAUCAAGGCCAUUCAAGCUCAUGUGAAUUUCAAGUUCCCGUUGGAUUCGCUGAAAGAAGACAUGCGAUGGCAUCUUCUCAAGCCUCGUAUCGACAGCAAAUGCCGCGCGCAGCGACGCCAGAUACGAGAGCAGGCAUGCGCAACGGAGUCAUCAACUGCAGGCCCUAUGGAUAGUGGGCACGCUCGCAAACGGGGCCGACCAUAUAAGGCCGUUAUCAACGCUAAAGUAAAGGACGAGCUAUUGUACGGAUGCGGAAAGUCGAACGCAGGUCUUAUAGAGCCCGAAUCAACGUCGCCUCGCCCCAGGGCCCCCUCGUAUGACGAGACCGUCGCUGUGUAUGGGGAGACUGGAGACACUAUGACGCAAGUUGUGGAUAUCGCAGCGCAUGCGCAUAACGCGCUAGGAUUCGCCAGUAAUUCUCUACAGCAGCAUCAAUAAACACAAUGACACGGGGUCUCGCGUAAUACGCCGAAUCUCAUACACGUUGAUCAGAAAUAGCGGAUCCUAGGGGAUGUGUUACAUAUCUACGUCCUGCCAUAUGAAUUACAUAAUGGUACUCCCUCUCCCCCCAAUAUGACAUGAGAUACCCAGUUUUAACAGUUGCUAUUCUGUUUUCAUGUUGCUGAAAUUGUGUUUUUAUUGGCAGGAUCGUGAAUCAAUACAAAUUUAGUUAUCUAUUUUUCAUAAUAAAAGAGUUUUAUGGUCA